Messenger RNA from Paramuricea clavata, 438 nucleotides. Lineage: Eukaryota; Metazoa; Cnidaria; Anthozoa; Malacalcyonacea; Plexauridae. The record is from the annotation of a GenBank genome assembly.
AUGCCUAACAUCGCAGCAAUGGGAACAGUACUAAAUUUUGUAGUUAUGCUAACAAUUCUCAGUCUGUGUCUAAAACUAAAGCCGUCUCCGACUCAUUGUCAACCUGAUACUAGUCUGCCUCUAGGUAAUAUAGCAAUUAGCUCCGAGCUAGCACGACUGCCUGAUAAACUAUGUUUUGUCUGGAUUUCUACCCGAGAUACAAAGUUGAGAAGUUUUAACCUACCAAAAUACUAUCGCUAUGGUAUGGACUUACGAAUCGCCAACGUCUCAAAUCAUGUGCUUAUCUCGAUCUUGUUAGCUGGCGACAUUGCUACUAACCCCGGUCCCGCUCACGUUAAUAACAACUCACCUACCCUCCCCGGAGGUUUAAAUGUCCUCUAUAUGAACGCACGAAGUAUCAAAGCUUUCGUUCCCCUUGUAGAGAACCCUUCCAGCAAA